This is a messenger RNA of Caenorhabditis remanei, 369 nucleotides long. RefSeq lists its product as uncharacterized. Bases 1 to 369 code for a protein of 122 amino acids. NCBI's taxonomy places the organism in Eukaryota, Metazoa, Nematoda, Chromadorea, Rhabditida, Rhabditidae. The transcript is spliced from 2 exons. The record is from RefSeq and is a predicted model, not a curated record.
AUGAAGCUACUCUUUUUUAUCGUUCUUGCUGCGAUUCUCGGAAUCUCAUCGGUCAGUACAAUGGACGAAGUAAUGGAUCCCGUCAUGGAGAAGCGAUUCUGGUUCCCACCUAGCUGGUACGGAGGCAAAUUGCCUCGAACCCGUCAUGUGGGAUCGGACAUCAACCGUGGGGAUGAGCUCUUCAGAAGCGAAUUGGUUGACACUAUCAGAGACGGCACUGUGGGGGGAUACGAAGACAAAGCAUCCGAUGACAUCAUCAUGGGCAAACGACUCUAUAUCGAACGUGGUGGAUUCCGUCCAGAGAAACGUGUGGGUCGAUUCCACCCACAGAAAAGCAUCUAUGCCCAACUCCGCCUCCGUGGAAAAUGA